Messenger RNA from Trachymyrmex septentrionalis, 2105 nucleotides. Its product is annotated as zinc finger protein 2-like. Bases 1 to 1941 code for a protein of 646 amino acids. Gene Ontology annotation, biological process: regulation of transcription by RNA polymerase II. The transcript has 3 exons. Gene Ontology annotation, molecular function: RNA polymerase II cis-regulatory region sequence-specific DNA binding; DNA-binding transcription factor activity. NCBI's taxonomy places the organism in Eukaryota, Metazoa, Arthropoda, Insecta, Hymenoptera, Formicidae. The record is from RefSeq and is a predicted model, not a curated record.
AUGCACCUUAGCGAUUUUGACGAGAAAUUGGAAAGAUACGAUUCGGCAAAUUUUCUGAACAACUCUGAACAAACGCAGAAGCCUCUAGAGAAACAUACGAUAAAUUCUCAAGAAUGUACAAAACGAUCAAAACAAUUAUUGAAACAACACGUCAAACUAACUCGCUCGAAAAUGAUGGAGGGUGACGGAAGUGUCUCUCACAAGUGUGAGGAGUGCGGGAAAAUUCUUUCCACAUCGUAUAAUCUGCUAAUUCAUCAUAACAUUCAUGCUGGCGUACGGCCGUACAUUUGUUCUAUUUGCAACAAGAGUUUUCGAUCAGCGUCCGGUUUGAACAGGCACGUGCGCGACGUCCACGACGGCGUUAAAAAUUUCGCCUGCGAUAUUUGCGGCCGUCAUCUUGCCUCGAGAGCAUCGAGGGACGAGCACAGGCGCACUCACUCCGGUGAGAGGCCUCACGUGUGCGAGACUUGCGGCAAAUCCUUCAAGCAGAAGGCGUCCCUGCAUGUGCACCGACUCUACCAUUCCCAGAUCCUGCCAUAUCGUUGUGUUCUGUGCGACCGUGGUUUCAGAAGAAAACAGGAAUUGAACAAGCACGCGACCUGGCACUCUGGUCGAAAGCCGUAUGCCUGCGAUAUCUGUGACGAGCGUUUCCGCAGCAAAGGUUGCAUUACUCGUCAUCAACGCACUCAUACCAAUCAACGCUUACAUGUUUGCGUAAUCUGCGGCGCCAAAUUUACUCAGGAGCGAUAUCUGAAGAGACACUGUGACAAUUUACAUACGGCUAAAAAGAGUUUAAUAUCUGACAAUUCUCGAGAUCGUCAAAUAAUACAAAAAGAAGCUGAGCAAAGGAAACUAUUAAAAAAUGAAGUCAUCACACAUGAUCGAAAAAUCGCCCACAGUUAUUGCCAACGAGUGUAUAAGAAGGGAGAACGGAGAAAUAAAAUCAAUCCAAUCCAAACUAAAACGUCCAUCAAUGUAAUCGAUGAAAAUUCAGAAAAUAUUUUGUCUCCUGCAGAUAAUAUCGAUAUCGAUAUAUUAACCAAAUGUUCGUCUUCCGUAAAUACAUCAUCUACAAUGUCCUCCUCAGAUAACUUGACAAAUGACAAUAAGAAGAAGAGUAUAGAAGAUAAAGGUUCUAAUUCUACUAGUCAGAUGCGAACAAAUUGCGCUAAAGGGACAACAUCAAACGAGGCUACGCGACAGAAUCUUAUAGCGGAAGUAAACGAGUCCAAUGAAUAUCUAGAGAAAAACGUCAAACAAUCCAAAUCCAAAAAAGUUGUGUGCACCAGUCCGUUGAUAGUUUGCAAAUUUUGUAACAAGAAAUUCCGUUCGCGCAAAAAUCACUGGGCUCACGUACGCACACACUCGGGUGAGAAAUCAUACACGUGCCACAUCUGUGGGAAGCAAUUUGUUCAGGGUGGUAGUCUAUACUAUCAUCUGAAACACGUACAUGACGGCGUGAAGAAUCACACCUGUGAUAUAUGUGGUCGCAGUUUUGCCAUGAAAACUGCCAUGGAGGACCAUCGACGUAUCCAUACUGGUGAACGCCCGUACGUGUGCCACACGUGUGGCAAGACGUUCAAGACCAAAGCAUCCCUCUAUAUACACAGUAAGAUCCAUACAGACGAGUUCCCGCACAAGUGUACUUAUUGCGCGAAAAAAUUCCGUUGGAGACAACAGAUGCUAGGUCAUCUGACAGUACACACAGGUGAGAAGAAUCAUACGUGCGACGUAUGCGGGAAGGGUUUUGGCGUAAAGAACGACCUAACCAGACACAAACGCGUCCAUUCUGAAGAAAAACCAUAUACGUGUCAGAAAUGCGGUAUCAGUUUCGGUCAGAAACGUUAUCUCAAAAGUCAUGAACGCUUAAAGUUAGGAACGUGCGGGUACUCGCAAAGUGAACUUCGAGACUUGUGUGAAAGUCGUACCGAGUCUGAUUAGUGUCAUCGAAUAAGUUAGGAUUGGAUAAAUAAAAUUUAGUUAAUAUAAAUGUUCCUGAUAUUAAAAAAUUUAAGUUGUUCGAAAGGUCUAUGAUAAUAUUCUAAGUACUUAUACAAACGUAUUUAAGAUACAGACAGGGUAGUCCGUUAUUGAUGUUACAAUUG